Messenger RNA from Dermacentor albipictus, 2617 nucleotides. Its product is annotated as 2-Hydroxyacid oxidase 1-like. Gene Ontology annotation, molecular function: FMN binding; oxidoreductase activity. The record is from RefSeq and is a predicted model, not a curated record. NCBI's taxonomy places the organism in Eukaryota, Metazoa, Arthropoda, Arachnida, Ixodida, Ixodidae.
AAUAACUCUAAAACACCUGCGCUCAAUGGGCUUAAUGGCAUGUAGCACAGAAACUAGCGAGCACACGAAGGCCGUGCGACGCUGACAUUCAUGACGAAGACCAUCGUUGGAAGAAUGCCUGUGGACCUGCCUCUGGAAGGAAUACAAGGCGGCAUGACGACCAUAGCCGACGUGCAGCGUUUGGGAGAAGCAAAACUGGAUGAUGCGAUCAGAGGCUAUAUCGGCGGUGGUGCUGGCGAAGAACAAACCUUGGGAGAGAAUAUCACCGCAUUCAGAAGAUUCCGCUUCCGGCCUCGCGUCCUUGUCGACGUUUCUAUGCCCAGCACCAGCACGGUUGUUCUUAGAGAAACGAUUGCGUUUCCUAUCGGACUGGCACCAACGGCAGCCCAAAGGAUCGCACACGUUGAAGGAGAAAUCGCUGCAGCGCAAGCGGCACAGGAAGCCCGUACGCUGAUGAUACUGAGUUCCAUGAGCUCCACAACGAUCGAAGACGUGAGGUCCAGUGCGCCCGACCUGCUCCUCUGGCAGCAGAUCUACCUGUUUCGCAAUCGCUCCCUGACGGAGUCACUUGUUAGGAGAGCCGAGAAACAAGGGUUCGCCGCCAUCGUCGUCACCAUAGACGCGUCCAUCCCUGGACAGGCUGCCGUCGCCGCCAAAAGCCAAUUCUGUCUUCCAAAUGACGUUACCCUUGCCAAUCUCGAGGCUUCGCUUCCCGGUCACUCUUUCAGUUACGACGCAAGUAGUGAAGGAUAUCUUCCAAAAUACCGCUCAGCCUCGGUUACAUGGGAUGACGUGCUGUGGUUGAGAAGCAUCACAAGCCUCCCUAGAGUUGCCAAGGGCAUCCUCACAGCCCAAGCCGCCAUUGAUGCUCUUCGUCAUGGUGCCGCAGGAGUUAUAGUCUCCAACCACGGUGGGCGCGUUCUGGGUGGCACGCCAGCAGCGAUCGAAGCCCUACCCGAGGUCGUGGCAGCGGUUGGUGACCGCCUCGAAGUCUAUGUGGACGGCGGAGUUAGAUCUGGCACUGACGUGGCUAAGGCACUUAGUCUUGGAGCACGUGCGGUUUUCGUCGGCCGCCCAGUUCUUUGGGGACUAGCCUACAACGGCAAAAGGGGGGUCAACAAGGUACUCAGUAUAUUGCAAGACGAGUUCGUGCACACAAUACAACUACUAGGGCAAAAGGGGGGUCAACAAGGUACUCAGUAUAUUGCAAGACGAGUUCGUGCACACAAUACAACUACUAGGUUGUCCUAACUCUAAUGACCUCACCACAGAGUACGUUGUCCGGGAGGAGCACUACCACCGUUCUUAGAAGAAUAUCGUAGCAACGCAGAUAUCUUCAAGCGUGAAAAAUUCCGUGAGAGUGGGAGUAACGUGGAGAAGAUGCGUAGACAUUUUUGUUUCUUAUUAGUAUUCAAACAAGCGAGUACAUCGAAUAACCUAAAUGAAAAGGGGCACCGCCAAUACAUCGGGUAGAGUAGCCGUUCUACUGAUAACAGCGUGAUGUUAAUUAAUUAUUGCUAAAAGUGUAGAGUGGUUUUGUUCCCCGCAAGCAUUUAUUAGCACCUGAAUAAUACAGAAUAGAGGAAACAACCGUUGUAUCUCAAAAUUGAGUCUGACACAAUUUCUGCGAGAACAUUUCGUAUGGGGAAAAGUAUUCUCAGUGACCGAAUCUUGUCGACUUUAAUCUGCAAGCUACUUUUUUAGACGAUACAAAGUUUUCACCAAUUUUUGUUAACAAGUUGAAGAUUAUCCUCUAUGUGUCAUUAUUUCUGUGUUCAGUGCUUACUUGCGUAUGUUAUUCUUUCUGUAUAUAAUUUGUCAUGGUAUCUUACCAAUGUUCAUUUUUACACGCUUGUUAUUGUAACUGCCCUCCCCCCCCCCCCCCUAUGUAAUGCCUGAAUGGGGCUUUAGGGUAUAUGAAUAAAAAAGAAGGAAUAAAGAAAUCACCUGUGGCAGUUGGUGUAAUGGUAGUCUUUGAGCUGGAUUACUCGAAGCAGCGGAUAUUACUCGCCCGAGAAAUCAAGGUGCAAUAUCGCUAAUUAACAAAAUUUCACUACUUGUCUCUUUAAUUAUUUACUUUCCCGCGCAUACCGUAAUUUACGAAUUAUAGCGAGUCACUCAUGCAAGGGUUCCGGGACAUGUGCCGCGAAUGUUGCAGUAAAAAUGGACUAUUGUUACAGUUACUUUUUCAACAAAGCGCUGUCUUAUGCUUUGAUGCACAUAUGUAACUGUUGCACCCAUAUAUAUAGUGGCACACUUGGGAAUUAUUAUAUCAAAAGUGAGAUCAUGUUUAAAGUCUGUAUUAUGUGGCUAUGCUUCCAAACUCACGGGCAACAAUUGGGAUCUUGCAGUAUGUGCCGUAAGUAUUCUAAAAUUGUAUUAGUGAAUGUUUUGUUACUCCAACAUGAAAUUUCUUUUCGCAUGGAAGUAAUUUCUGCCUGUUUAAGUAAUCCAGCCUAAUGACGAGAAUUGUGCUAUUUGCUAUGGUCUUUUUUCUUAACUUUAUUUUUUCUGAACAGUGACACAACCAAUUUUUUUGUCCUCUACAACAUCAGCGACAUCGUGGCAUUCAGAUAGGGAUAUUGUAAUAGGCUUUGCAUCAAAGAAGUCUGCUUUA